Molecule: messenger RNA, 1314 nt
Organism: Lathyrus oleraceus (garden pea)
Lineage: Eukaryota; Viridiplantae; Streptophyta; Magnoliopsida; Fabales; Fabaceae
Exons: 3
Coding region: 1-1314 (437 amino acids)
Source: RefSeq, a predicted model, not a curated record
AUGGUGACUGGAAUACUGUCUGAUAAUUAUAAGGUUCUUGGGGUUUCCAUUCCCUUAAACACUAUUGUACCUGAUAAUGUUGCUUGUCAAGAAAAUACAGUCUCCUUAGGAAAGAAUGUAUCUGAUGAUGCUGAGCAAAUUGAUGCUCAUGAGGGGUCAAAUAUUGAAAAACCCUUAGAUAAUGUGGGUGGUGAGGAAUUCCGUGUCACUCAUGAUGUCAGUGACAACCCUAACUGUGAAGCUGAAACAGUAGACCUGGAGGAAUUUUCUGAUAAUGAGUUGUUGACCUCAGUUGUCCCUAGUAUAGCCAAAAGGGUUAGGACUCAGAGAGAAAAGAAAACAGUGGUGCAAAGGUCCCCCAGAAAGAAGAUUGAUGUGCCAACCUCUCCCAAUCCAAAGGUGGCAGAGAGUUCCCUCAAGAGGAAAGGUCAUGGUCCAACAAAAUCUUGGAGCAAAGGGGUGUCCAAGAAAAUGAAGACCAAGUCUGUUGUUGUGGAGUCUGACUUAGAUGUUCCAUGUGAUGUCACUGCCUCUCUGUGGAAAUAUGUUUAUCAGAAGAGGCUGGCUUUGGAAAGGGAAUUGGCUCAGAAUGUUCUGGAAUGUAAGGAGAUUAUGGCCCUUAUUCAAGAGGCAGGUUUAAUAAAGAUUGUGACUCAGUUCUCAAAGUGCUAUGAGAUGUUAGUAAAGGAAUUUAUUGUCAAUGUGUCUGAAGAAUGUGCUGAUGGAAAGUCUAAGGAAUUUAGAAAAGUAUAUGUGCGAGGCAAGAAGUGGCCUCUCAAAGGUAAGUUGGUGGCUAGCAAACUAAGUGUCAAGUAUGCAAUGCUGCACAAAAUUGGAGCUGCUAACUGGGUGCCCACCAAUCACAAAUCUACAGUGGCUGUAAUGCUUGGAAAGUUCAUAUAUGUUGUUGGAACCAAAGCCAAUUUUGACUAUGGAUCCUAUAUUUUUUAUCAAACCUUGAAGCAUGCAGGAAGCUUCGGUGUGAAUGGGCCUAUAGCGUUUCCUUCCCUCAUAUGUGGUAUUGUGUUGAAUCAAUUUCCAAACAUAUUAACAGAGAAUGAUUAUAUGAAGAGAAGAGACAGCCCAUUGGCCUUCAAUCAUAAACUGUUCCUAGGUACGCAUGUUCCUGACAUUGCCAUGGAAACAGGAGAGACAUCAAGUGUUUGCACUCAACCAGGUAAAGCUGUUGUCAUUGCAAUACUCAAAGAAACGUGCAAGGAGUUAGAGGCAAGGAAGCUCACUUUGGAAAAUUUGAUUAUCAAGUUGGAGAUGACUGAAGGUGAUGUGCUUGGUGAAGUUGCUGAUGUUGCAUAA